ACUGCUGAGGGAGGGAAGAUGGCGGCGCGGGCGGGCUUCCAGGCUGUAGCUCCGAGCGGCGGCGGUGGCGGAGCCGGCCCUGGGGCGGGACCGCUGGGGCCAGGGACUGCUGGGCCUCCUGUGCGGAUGGGCCCGGCCCCUGGGCAAGGAAUGUACCGCUCGCCUCUGCCCGGCACUGCAUACCCGCGCCCUGGCAUGCUGCCUGGCAGCCGCAUGACCCCCCAGGGACCUGCGAUGGGACCACCAGGGUAUGGCGGGAGCCCUUCAGUCCGACCAGGAAUGGCCCAAUCUGGGAUGGACCAGUCUCGCAAAAGGCCAGCCCCUCAGCAGAUCCAGCAAGUUCAGCAACAGUCAGUGCAGAACCGUAACCACAAUGCCAAGAAGAAGAAGAUGGCUGAUAAGAUUCUACCUCAGCGGAUCCGAGAGCUAGUACCGGAGUCUCAGGCAUACAUGGAUUUGUUGGCAUUUGAGAGGAAGCUGGACCAGACUAUCAUGAGGAAGCGGCUGGAUAUCCAGGAGGCCUUGAAACGGCCCAUUAAGCAAAAACGGAAGCUGCGCAUUUUUAUCUCUAACACCUUCAACCCGGCCAAGUCAGAUGCAGAGGAUGGAGAAGGCACCGUGGCUUCUUGGGAGCUCCGAGUGGAAGGACGACUACUAGAAGAUUCUGCUCUCUCCAAGUACGAUGCUACCAAACAGAAGAGAAAGUUCUCAUCCUUCUUUAAGUCUCUGGUGAUUGAACUAGACAAGGACCUCUAUGGCCCAGACAAUCACUUGGUAGAGUGGCAUAGGACUGCUACCACCCAGGAGACUGACGGUUUCCAGGUGAAAAGGCCUGGGGAUGUGAAUGUGCGCUGCACUGUCCUCCUGAUGUUGGACUACCAGCCUCCCCAGUUCAAACUGGACCCGCGUUUGGCUCGCCUCUUGGGGAUCCAUACCCAGACACGCCCAGUGAUCAUCCAGGCACUGUGGCAAUACAUCAAGACUCACAAACUGCAGGACCCCCAUGAACGGGAAUAUGUCAUUUGUGACAAGUACCUCCACCAGAUAUUUGAGUCUCAGCGAAUGAAGUUCUCAGAGAUCCCCCAGAGGCUGCAUGCACUGCUCAUGCCUCCAGAGCCAAUCAUCAUCAACCAUGUCAUCAGCGUUGAUCCAAAUGACCAGAAGAAAACUGCCUGUUACGACAUCGAUGUGGAAGUGGAUGAUACUUUGAAAACCCAAAUGAAUUCUUUCCUGCUCUCCACCGCCAGCCAGCAGGAGAUAGCUGCACUGGAUAACAAGAUCCAUGAGACCAUAGAAACCAUUAACCAGCUGAAGACCCAGCGGGAAUUCAUGCUGAGCUUUGCCAGAGACCCGCAAGGCUUCAUCAACGACUGGCUACAGUCCCAGUGCCGAGACUUGAAGGCUAUGACUGAUGUUGUUGGGAAUCCAGAAGAGGAGCGCCGAGCUGAGUUCUACUUCCAGCCAUGGGCUCAGGAGGCUGUGUGCAGAUACUUCUACUCUAAGGUUCAGCAGAGACGGCAGGAGCUAGAACAGGCUCUGGGAAUCCGCAACACAUAGACAGACCUGCCCCUCCCUAGCCAGCAGAUCUCAUGGCUGCCAAACACACUGCAGGGAUUCACUGCUCAGGCCUCUACAAUUCCCACUCCAGCACAGAACCUACCACUCUUCUCCCACUGGCAUCAUCUCUUUCUGCUGCUCCAGUCCCCCGCUUGUGGGGAGAUGAAGUUGGCAGCCAGGCCCAAAGUCUUGCAUUUCAGCCUGGCCCUCCUUCCUUGAUUGUUGCCUUUAGAGCCCCAGGGCUCUCCUGUCCUGGCUCUAGCUGAAGCUUUGCCACAUCUGGGACAGCUUCAGUUCAGAGCCUGGCAAGCUCAGGAUCCCCUUGCCAGUCCCUAGGGUCCCAUCCCACCUGCCCCCAAAGCUGUGGCCUGGACAUUUCUUCCGCACAUCAACUCUGGAUCUUGCCAGGUGGACACAGGUCUGCUGGGCCUAUUCAGUUUACUGCAGGGUUUGGGUUGAGGAGCAAGUUGCAUAUGCCUUCUGGCCUUGAAAAGGGGGUGAGGGAUGUUGUGCAGAUUCGUUUGUUGGGAGAGAACCGCAUCUCCCUCUAUGCAUGGCUUUCUCACUGGGAACAACAAUGCAGCAAAGUUGGCAAGGGGUGUGCAGGGUCACAACACUCACAUCUGUCUGUCUUCAUUUGGGUUUGAUUUGGGGCAGUGGGGGACAGGAUGGCUGGUGGAGCUGCUAGAUAAAUGUUGGGCCUAGUCCUGGGCCCAAAUCACUGCCUUUUGGGGGGCAAAGCAUCUCCAUCCCAACCCCUUAACUCUUCUCUUCCUCUCCCUGCCCCACUCCCAGGAUCCACCGAAGUGGGCAGGAGAACAGCUUCAAGAUACAGUUGCUCUCCUUUUGCCUUCCUCACCUGAUUGGCACAGAGCAGGUUUCUGGAGCAAACUGUAGGGUGGGGAACAGGGAUAUACAGGAGGCGCUCUUGAUCUGGAGAAUUGCAGCAUAGACGCUGAUCAGCAAAAUGAACGGCUGACUUUCUGUCCUGUGUUUCUUGGUCUCGGACACUUGCUGCUUCAGGAGAGGGGGGUGGAUGCAGCUGCAUCUUUCUGCCGAUUACUUUUUGGGACUGUAAUGCAGCUGGACAGGUCCUAGCUGCUCUUACUCUUGACACUAGCUGCAAAAAUCAAGUUACUGACAAGCCCCUUUCCUCUUCCCCUUCCGGAAUGAGGCUUGGGACUGCUAUGAAUUCAGGAGUCCCGGUGGCCCUAAUCCCUUUGUGUAUGUGUGUGUGUCCACAUUAAGAGUGAGAGAUGCUCCCCUCCUCGUCUUGUCCUUGCCAUACGAAAGACCACCUCAUCUUUACCCGCCCCCCCCCCCCCGCCCCGCUUUGUGGUACCAGGGAUUAGAGCCCUGGUGCUUUACGUAGCUGCCACAGGCUCUCAGGGCAAGUAUAGAUGAAGGAAGCUCAGAGACUGACUGGCUUGGCAAAGUCUAGCUCUUUUUAACUGCUCCUAUUAUUAUGCUUUGUGUUUUUGUGGUCCUCUUUUCUCCCCUCCCCCCCCCAUCCCUCCUCCCUUGGACCAAAUUUUUUUUGUACUGUAUCCUUUUAGAUGUCACCCCAUUUUAAUAAAAGCUGCCUCUAAAUGAA
Messenger RNA from Elgaria multicarinata webbii, 3151 nucleotides. RefSeq names its product SWI/SNF related, matrix associated, actin dependent regulator of chromatin, subfamily d, member 1 (gene SMARCD1). Gene Ontology annotation, molecular function: transcription coregulator activity. The record is from RefSeq and is a predicted model, not a curated record. Gene Ontology annotation, cellular component: nucleus; SWI/SNF complex. Gene Ontology annotation, biological process: regulation of transcription by RNA polymerase II. NCBI's taxonomy places the organism in Eukaryota, Metazoa, Chordata, Lepidosauria, Squamata, Anguidae. The transcript has 13 exons. The coding region runs from base 19 to 1557 and encodes 512 amino acids.